AGCUUGACAUGCCAUGCCACUCACAGCCAACCCGAACUAGUAGUAAUAUUUUCAAACAAAUCGCUUGGCGGGGAAUACUCUGCUCUUCGAAAUAUUCGCCGUUAUUAUCCAUGGGCUCGAAGAAGAAGACGAAUGCAGCGGCGGCUGCGGCCGCGACCACCACCACCAGAAAGAGACCACGACGGAUCACUCGCACGAAACCUAAAUACAACGACAACGAGGAAGAAGAGGCACCGACAGUGUCGGACAUUGAAGACUUGGGUUUCAGCAGAAACGAAACCCUAGAAAUCAGGGCUUCCCUCCUGGAGUGGUACGACCUCAACCAGAGGGACCUCCCUUGGCGAAGAAUCAGCAGCUGCAGCGUUGAAGGCAAGGAUGGUAACGACGAAGAGGAAAGUGAGAGAAGGGCUUAUGCUGUGUGGGUUUCUGAAGUAAUGCUUCAGCAGACUAGGGUUCAGGCCGUAAUCGGUUACUUUAACCGGUGGAUGCAGAAAUGGCCUACUCUUGGUCAUCUCGCUCGCGCUUCUCUCGAGGAGGUGAAUGAGAUGUGGGCGGGUUUGGGGUAUUACAGACGAGCACGGUAUCUGCUAGAGGGAGCAAAAAAGAUUGUUGAAGGAGGAGACAUCUUUCCUAAAACAGUUGCAGCUCUUCGGAAGGUCCCAGGUAUAGGAGAUUAUACAGCAGGUGCAAUUGCCUCCAUUGCAUUCAAGGAGGUGGUGCCAGUGGUUGAUGGAAAUGUAGUUAGGGUGGUUGCCAGACUAAAGGCUAUUUCUGCUAAUCCCAAACAUUCGGUCACAAUCAAGAACUUUUGGAAGCUAUCAGGGCAAUUAGUUGAUCCUUCUAGGCCUGGAGAUUUCAACCAGGCUCUAAUGGAAUUUGGUGCUACAGUAUGCACUCCCUUGAGCCCAAGCUGCUCUGUUUGUCCUGUCUCAGCCCACUGUUGUGCAUUAUCUCUGGCCACGAAACAGAGAUCAGCACAAGUUACAGAUUAUCCUAUAAAGGUUGUAAAGUCCAAACAGAGACAUGACUUUGCUGCUGUCACUGUCGUGGAGAUAUUGGAAGGCCAAGAUACUAAAGAGGAAUUUCAACUUGAUGGUAGAUUUCUUCUAGUAAAGAGGCCAGAAGAAGGUUUACUUGCUGGCCUCUGGGAGUUUCCAUCUGUCCUGGUGGAGGUCGAGGCUGAUUUGGCCACAAGAAGACAUGCUAUUGAUCAGUUCUUGAAGAAGUCUUUCAAAUUAGACGUCAAAAAGUCUUGUUCUGUAGUUUCGAGGGAAGAUAUUGGAGAAUACGUCCAUGUGUUCAGUCACAUUCGUCUUAAGAUGUUUGUGGAGUUGCUGGUUAUACGUCUAAAAGGCGGGAAGCAUGUUUUGCACGGAAAACCUGACAGCAAAACUAUGGCAUGGAAGUCUGUGGAUGGCAAGGCCCUUUCAAGCAUGGGAUUAACAUCUGGAGUCAGGAAGGUUUACUCUAUGAUUCAGAAGUUCAAGCAAGACAAAUCAAAACCCAUCAAUGGAAAAGCAACAAAGAAAAUGACAUCAUGAACUCAAAAAGUUUUGGUGGUGCAGUGAACUAAAGAGUUCUUGACCUCUAAAGUCAAUCUUGAAGAUAUUCUGUAGAUAGCUUCAAGUCUCUCUUCCAGAGAACACUGCACCAUUUGCAAAAUUGGCGUCAGUUCUCCAAUUUCUAUGCAAAUGAAGGAAUAUGCCUUGACCAUGAGAAAGUGGCCCGUUAAUUAUUUGACUAUCUAUUUAAACUUUUGCUACUUGUCACCGGUCAACCUUUGGGCAAUUUUAACGACGUCUGUCAGCUCCAAUGCCGCGUUGCAGUUUAUUGGACUUGUAAACUAAUUGUAAUCUAACGUUAUUGCUAAUGUUGUUGUUGAUAUUGGAGAUUAUGUUGCAACAAGACGUGAGUUAUAGACUUCGCGGCAUGCAAUUGUAAUCUCUCUCUCUCUCUCGCGC
This is a messenger RNA of Rhododendron vialii, 1961 nucleotides long. Its product is annotated as adenine DNA glycosylase. Gene Ontology annotation, biological process: base-excision repair; mismatch repair. The coding region runs from base 9 to 1541 and encodes 510 amino acids. The record is from RefSeq and is a predicted model, not a curated record. Lineage: Eukaryota; Viridiplantae; Streptophyta; Magnoliopsida; Ericales; Ericaceae. Gene Ontology annotation, cellular component: nucleus. Gene Ontology annotation, molecular function: purine-specific mismatch base pair DNA N-glycosylase activity; oxidized purine DNA binding; 8-oxo-7,8-dihydroguanine DNA N-glycosylase activity. The transcript is spliced from 8 exons.